AUGGCCCUUUUGAGCGUUGCUAACCGCACCGUGACCCUACUGUUUUUGGCAGGUAACACCCUGCUGCUGAUUUUGAUUAUCCUUUCCGGAGCCACGACCAGCUUCCCCGUCAAACGCUUCUACUGGCUGCAGGCAGACACCAGUGGACUGGGCUCUGCGCCUUCGGUGUCCAGAUGGACUUUCUGGGGUCUGUGCGACUACACCAACGGCAACCUGAGCUGCAACGACCUGUCCCCUGCAUACCCAAUCUCGCCCAAGGACAACUUCGGCACCACGACCAACAUCCCUUCGGACUUCAUCAGCGACAGAAACACCUACUACUACUUGACCAGAUUUUCUUUCUGUUUCUUCUGGGUUGCGCUCGCUUUUAUCGGCGUGGCUUUCCUGCUGUACGUGAUUUCAUGGUGCUCCUACUCGUUCACCAAGGUGGUGUUCAUCCUCUCCACCGUUGGCGCGCUCUUCGACAUCGCUGCGGUCUGCUUGCAGACUGCUGCCUCCGUGAUGGCCAGAAACGCCUUCAAGGACGGUGACAGAGACGCCAAAAUCAGCGCCACGCUGUUUGGUAUUGCCUGGGCCAGUGUCGCGUGCUCCCUGUACAUUUUCUUCGGUACCGGUGCCGCUUUCAUCCGCAGAGCCUACCAGUCUCACAAGGAGUACGUUGAGAUGCAGAAGUACAAGGAGCAGGCUUUGAUGUACCAAGGCAAGCAGCAGGCUACCUCCGAGAUCCCAGACGCCGAGUCCUACGGUAUUAACGAGGACUUGGAGCACAACCGCGCCACUGUUGCUCCAGAGACUCAGCCAGAGGCCCACCACAGCGGCAUCAAGUUCUUCAAGAUUAGAAGAACCCAGAAGGCUGGAGACCAAGAGUCAUUGUAA
Messenger RNA from Lachancea thermotolerans CBS 6340, 876 nucleotides. RefSeq names its product Sur7p (gene SUR7). Bases 1 to 876 code for a protein of 291 amino acids. NCBI's taxonomy places the organism in Eukaryota, Fungi, Ascomycota, Saccharomycetes, Saccharomycetales, Saccharomycetaceae. The record is from RefSeq and is a predicted model, not a curated record. Gene Ontology annotation, cellular component: cell cortex; membrane raft; plasma membrane. The transcript has a single exon. Gene Ontology annotation, biological process: cortical actin cytoskeleton organization; fungal-type cell wall organization; septin cytoskeleton organization.